AGGGGAGACCGGCAUAUAGCGUCGCGACGCACGGCGUCCGACUUAGUCUCUAGUCAGCGUCAUCGUUCAAAAGUCGCCAUCCUAAACUGCGGUAAAACUCAGUCUCCGUGGCAACGUCUACAGUGUCGAAGGAAAGAAAAGAAGAAGAAAGAUGCCGGCCCGAAACAAGGAACAAGAGACUGAAGUUAUGGUCUGGAUCGAGGCUGUUUUAGGAGAAAAACUUCCACCUGGAAAUUACGAGGAUAUUCUCAAAGAUGGAGUCAUCCUGUGCAAGCUUAUCAAUAAAUUGGCGCCUGGCUCGGUGAAGAAGAUUCAGGCCAAGGGAACCAACUUCCAGCUUAUGGAAAACGUUCAAAGAUUUCAAGCAGCCAUUAAAGAAUACGGUGUCCCACAAGAAGAAAUCUUUCAGACAGCUGACCUCUUCGAAAGACGCAAUAUCCCACAAGUUACAUUAUGUCUCUAUGCCCUUGGAAGAAUUACGCAGAAGCAUCCGGAAUAUAAUGGACCGCGUCUAGGACCAAAAAUGGCUGAAGAAAAUAAGAGAAUAUUCACGGAAGACCAGCUUCGAGCCAGCGAGGGUCAGCUCAAUUUGCAGAUGGGUUACAACAAAGGAGCCAGUCAAGCUGGUCACGGUGGAUUCGGCAACACUCGACACAUGUAAACAUUCUACACACGUAAAACACGCGACAUCGACACUUUAUAUAGAUCUAAAUAAUAUAACAUACUAAAGAUCUGCUACCAAAUUGUCGAUUUCGAAGUACUCAAAGAACGCAACUAUCGACCAAUUCGAAGUAUUCUAGUCACGAGUCUAUGACGCUGAAUUCGACCAAGCUAUAAAAUUGCUUUCUCAUCGAAUGUCUACGAAAAUGUAUCCUAGAUACACUGCGAUAAUGUAGUGACCCAUUUUUCCCUAGGAUAUGAUACUGAAACGUCGUUGUACUCUUGUAUACGUAAAUGCGAAGUCCUGUCGAUAAACUAUAACUAUUAGUCGAAAGCAAACACUUAAAUACACUACACGCUACGUUAUAAUCACACAUAACGUAUUAUGUACACACGUUACAUUCACAAACAGUUUACCUACACACUAGCAUGCACACACUAGAAAACACUAAACAAUUUUGUAAAAUAAUGACACCUACACCUAUACUAUACAUGACACGACAAACAUAUACCUACCUAUAUAAAUAAAAUGUCAAAAAUACGUUUCUUAACACAUCGAAUAUCAAUCUAUCUUUUACGAGAAUUUAUUAAAGAAAACAGAGAACAUGAUACAGAAUGCCAAUAAAAGCUCAUCAAUUAUAUCAUAUCGCGUAGCACGGGAAAGAUUUAUAUAUAACAAGCAGGAGUUAUUUUAACAUGUAAAUGUAAGAUUUUAUCCGAAUCUCUACAUCGAAUAUUAUUUUAUCAAUUUGAAUGAAUAGUCUAAUACCUUUUCUAAGAUUUGUAAUUGUCCUCGCACAAUUUGCUAAUAUAAUGUACAAAUUAAUAAUGUAUAAAUAACAAAUGUACAAAAUAAACAGGCAACGCUGCUAUUUUCUAUUA
This is a messenger RNA of Bombus pyrosoma, 1542 nucleotides long. RefSeq names its product myophilin. The record is from RefSeq and is a predicted model, not a curated record. Gene Ontology annotation, biological process: actomyosin structure organization. The transcript has 4 exons. NCBI's taxonomy places the organism in Eukaryota, Metazoa, Arthropoda, Insecta, Hymenoptera, Apidae. Bases 152 to 661 code for a protein of 169 amino acids. Gene Ontology annotation, molecular function: actin binding.